Messenger RNA from Bipolaris victoriae FI3, 591 nucleotides. RefSeq lists its product as hypothetical. NCBI's taxonomy places the organism in Eukaryota, Fungi, Ascomycota, Dothideomycetes, Pleosporales, Pleosporaceae. The transcript has a single exon. The coding region runs from base 1 to 591 and encodes 196 amino acids. The record is from RefSeq and is a predicted model, not a curated record.
AUGGGUAUAUCACUGAAGAUCAAGAUACCAAUUGGCUCUAGGAGACGCCCCAGUAAGACAUCCGCCGGGCAGAACCCUCUAGGCGAAGGUAGCAGUCGCAAGCAGGCACAUGACCAUCGCAGUGGAAGUCCCCCUCUUCCCUGCCGUCACCAAAACCCUGAACCCAGGCCCAAGCCAUAUAUCAUGCAACCCAGAAGGCCCAGCUACAACACUGUGAUCGUAAGGCCUUCCACUGCCCCUCAAAAACCUCGCAUAACAACCCACGCCGUCACCACCACAACCCCCUCGUCCCACCGCCACCGCCGCCCCUCCAAAACCCCAACAACCCCCCGAUCCCCCGUAAGCCCCCUCGAAACCUCCCGUUUCGAAUUCCCCUCCCCCUACUCGCGUCCUCAACCUGCCGUCCAGCGCGACGAAUACGGAUUCAGCAUCCGUACGCCGUCGACGCCGGCGGGACAGGCGAAUACGUACGGGAUGAGUGCUUUGGCGCCGGUGAAUUCGGAUGAGUGGAGUUAUUUUGAGCCGCAGGUGGGGAGUACGUGGAAGGGGGGUGAAGAGGAGAAGAGUAAAGGGAGGGAGGGGGUAUUAUAG